Messenger RNA from Jaculus jaculus (lesser Egyptian jerboa), 5309 nucleotides. RefSeq names its product zinc finger CCHC-type containing 2 (gene Zcchc2). Gene Ontology annotation, molecular function: phosphatidylinositol binding; nucleic acid binding; zinc ion binding. The record is from RefSeq and is a predicted model, not a curated record. The coding region runs from base 1 to 3498 and encodes 1165 amino acids. The transcript is spliced from 14 exons. NCBI's taxonomy places the organism in Eukaryota, Metazoa, Chordata, Mammalia, Rodentia, Dipodidae.
AUGCUGAGGAUGAAGCUGCCGCUGAAGCCCACGCUGCACCCCGCCGAGCCGCCGCCCGACGCCGACGAGCCCGAGGCGGACGCGCGGCCCGGCGCGAAGGCACCCCCGCCUCGCCGGCGCCGGGACUGCCGCCCUCCGCCGCCGGCCUCGUCGCCGCGGGCCCCCCAUCCGUCGCCGCCGCCCUCCUCGUCCUCGCCGGCGUCGUCUCGGCCGCCUGUUGCUGGCGGGCCGGCGGCGGGACUGGGCGGGGGCCCGGCGGCGGCGGCGGCGCUGCGCGAGCAGGAGCGCGUGUACGAGUGGUUCGCGCUGGUUCUGGGCUCGGCGCAGCGCCUGGAGUUCAUGUGCGGGCUCCUGGAUCUGUGCAACCCGCUGGAGCUGCGCUUCCUCGGCUCGUGCCUGGAGGACCUGGCCCGGAAGGACUACCACUACCUGCGGGACUCGGAGGCCAAGGCCAACGGUCUGUCGGACCCGGGCCCUCUGCUGGACUUCCGCGAACCGGCCGUGCGCUCGAGACUCAUCGUCUACCUGGCGCUGCUGGGCUCCGAGAACCGCGAGGCCGCCGGACGCCUGCAUCGUCUCCUGCCCCAGGUGGACACGGUGCUCAAGAGCCUACGAGCGACCCCGGUGGACGGGGACGAUCCGGCCGGUGCUGUGGAAGGCGAUGGAGAGCUGCUGCGGGACGCCGACAAGAUCGCCUCUCCCAGCCCGCAAGGCGGCGCCCAGCUCGGCCUGGGCUCCAGGGCGCGGGAGGAACUGCUGCUACUCUUCACCAUGGCCUCGCUGCACCCGGCUUUCUCCUUCCACCAGCGGGUCACCCUGAGGGAGCACCUGGACACGCUCCGCAGCGCGCUCCGAGGGGACCCCGAGGACCAGGACGCGGAGCCCUGCCCCUUCGGGAACUGCAGCACCCAGAACGACUCUGCUUGUGGCGACUACUUGCAAAGGACCGACAGCGGUGCAGCAGAGCCGGCCUCAGCGCCUCCAGAUGGGCUUCCCGCAGCCCCCCACAGAACGCAGAGAGAAGCUGUACACAUUGAGAAGAUAAUGUUGAAAGGAGUCCAGAGAAAAAGGGCUGACAAAUAUUGGGAGUACACUUUCAAAGUAAAUUGGUCUGAUCUUUCAGUCACAACAGUAACAAAAACUCACCAAGAGCUACAGGAAUUUCUACUGAAGCUUCCAAAGGAAUUAUCUUCAGAGACUUUUGACAAGGCCAUCUUAAGAGCCCUGAAUCAGGGUUCCUUGAAAAGGGAGGAGCGGCGACACCCCGACCUGGAGCCCGUCCUAAGGCAGCUAUUUUCCACUUCAUCGCAAGCUUUCCUGCAGAGCCAGAAGGUGCACAGCUUCUUCAGGUCCGUGUCCUCAGAGUCUCUGCACAGUCUCCAUACCUUACAAUCCUCUCUGAAGACGGCGAAGAUGUUAGAACACUUAAAAGAAGACAGCUCUGAGGCUUCCAGUCAGGAGGAAGAUGUGUUACAGCAAACCGUAAUCCACAAGAAGCAUGCUGGGAAAAGUCCCAUUGCGAACAGUAUUGGCACAAGCUGUUCACCACUGGCUGGACUGAGCAUGCAGUACUCGGAGCAGAAUGGAGUUGUGGAUUGGAGGAAGCAGAGCUGCUCCAGCACUCAGCACCCGGAGCACUGUGUGACCGCGGCCGACCAGCAUUCUGCUGAAAAACGAAGCUUAUCUUCAGUGAAUAAGAAGAAAGGAAAGCCACAGAUAGACAAGGAGAAAACCAAGAAGAGCGACAGCAGACUGAGCAGUAGAAUGAAUGGACUUCGGCUGCCCCCUCCUCAGCAUGCCCGCGGCGGGGCCGCGAAAGAUGUGAAUCUGGACGCUGGCUCUGGACAUGACACGUGUGGAGACACCUCUUCAGAGAGCUCCAGCUCUCCGUCCAGCCCCAGGCACGACGGAGGAGAAAGUUUGGAAAGUGAAGAGGAGAAGGACAGAGAUACAGACAGCAACUCUGAGGACUCUGGGAAUCCAGCCACAGCCAGGUUCACUGGGUACGGCUCUGUCAGCCAGACUGUCAAACCGCCCGUUCCGGUGGCUUCGCUAGGAAAUGAGAACGGAACCCUUUCAGAAGAUCCCCUGAGCUCCCCUAAGUACCCGCACAUUCCUUUCCUGCCAGCUGUCCACUGUGUCAUGCACAAUGGUGCCCAGAAGUCAGAAGUUGUUGUUCAGACGCCCAAAUCUGCAGAGGGCAAAACAUUAGGGAUGCUUGUUCCAGGUCCCGUUGCUAUUUCUGCAAUAAGGGAGUCCGCGAAUGCGACCCCGGUGGGAAUCCUGGGGCCCACAGCUUCUACUGGGGACUCCGAAAAACACCUGGAAUUGCUCGCCUCCCCUCUGCCUCUUCCGUCGACCUUCCUUCCGCACAACAGUGCGCCUGCGCUGCAACUAACGCUGCAGAGGCUGAAGCUGCCACAGGGCUCCUCUGACAGCUGCACAGUGAACAUCCCCCAGCCCCCCGCCGGAAGUCUGAGCAUUGGAUCACCAAGCACUGCCUUUAUUCCCGUCCAUAGCCCGGGUAGUUUCCCAGGAUCUCCUGUGGCUGCCUCGGACCCCAUUGCAAAAUCUGCUUCCCAAGUGGUAGGACUAAAUCAAAUGGUGCCUCAGAUCGAGGGAAACCCGGGGCCGGUCCCUCAGCCUAGCAGUGUGAAGGUCGUUCUUCCAGCAGCUGGCCUCUCCGCUGCGCAGCCACCAGCUCCCUACACCUUCCCCGGCCCGCCCCUUGCCGCCAGCGUGUUACCUACCCAGAAUUCCGGUGUGCUCAGCACAGCAGCCACUUCUGCCCAGCCCGUAAGUGCGGGCAUCAGUCAGGCCCCGUCCGCCGCUCCUCCCGCGGUCCCCACCCACACCCCGGGCCCCGCCCCCAGCCCGAGCCCCGCGCUGACGCACAGCACGGCGCAGAGUGACGGCGCCUCGUACAUCAGCGCCGGGGGCAGCACGAACGCUAACGGCACCGCCGCGCCCCCACAGCAGCUGGGCUCGGGCCCCUGUGGUUCUUGUGGGCGAAGGUGCAGCUGUGGGACCAAUGGAAACCUGCAGCUCAGUAGCUACUAUUACCCCAGUCCAAUGCCUGGCCCAGUGUACCGAGUCCCACCGUUCUUCACCCUGCCGUCCAUGUGUAAUGGCAGCUACCUCAACCAAGCACAUCAGAGCAAUGGAAACCAACUUCCUUUCUUUCUGCCUCAGACUCCAUAUGCAAAUGGUCUGGUGCACGACCCAGUCAUGGGGAGCCAAGCCAACUAUGGCAUGCAGCAGAUGGCAGGAUUUGGGAGAUUGUAUCCCGUCUAUCCAGCACCUAAUGUAGUUGCCAAUACCAGUGGUUCGGGGCCCAAGAAGAAUGGGAGCGUCUCAUGUUACAAUUGUGGUGUGAGCGGACACUACGCCCAGGACUGUAAGCAGUCGUCCCUGGAGGCCAGUCAACAAGGCACUUACAGACUGAGAUACGCGCCUCCCCUCCCCCCUCCUAAUGACACGUUGGAUCCUGCAGACUGAACCGAGUAAAGCUUGCCUACUUAAUGCACUCGAGUGUGGGGAGUCAUGGGGUGUGGAGGGAGGAAAGGAAAGGUAUUUUGUUUGUUCCUGUGUCUCUGCAUUUCCUAGAUUUCUAUGCAUUUGGGAGAUUCCAUUUCUCUUGUACCAAUGUCCAACAUGAGAAAGAGUGCAGCGCUUGAGCCUGUCUCCUGGGGCAGCUGUGGGCGUGCGUGCGUGUGUUGUGACCCAUGCAACUUAGACUGCAGACAAACUAUCAAAAGAAUGGUGAUGCGUGCUUUUUUUUACACUGAAUCCUUGCUGUGUGCAAUGUUUACUGAUCUUUAAACUGUGUAUUUGACCUUUUGUACGACACUGGUGACAGUCAUGUGGUUUUGAGAAAAGACUGCUGCUUCUGGCCUUCUCCCUCUCACCCGCACCUGCCCUUCUCCCCAGCCCCUCUCCCUGCUGCGGCCGCCGGCCUUCCGCACUCGGCUCUGCGUCCACCUGGGGUGUGUAUAUGUAACAAGCAGCACCACAUACAUACAUACAUGCAGCACGUGUCAAGUAGACAUGGAAGUGAGUGGGGGAGAGGAGGAAGUCAGACCUUCCCUGAAGCUAAAAACAAGACUAUGAAAUGGACAGCUUCUCCUUAAGAGGAGACCGCUCUCCUUCCUCACCCUCUGAGGACCGUUGCUGCGACGGCGAGCGAUGCCGCUGCGACGGCGUCCCUGUGCUCGUGUGUGGGGGGCCGAGGCGGCCCGCCUCACUGUCCUGCUCAGACUGUACUUGAGUCAAGACGUCAUCUUUUGCUCUACCAACUGUUACAGUGUUCUGUCAUGUUAAAGAUGUGUGUGCGCUUUUUUGCAAUCUGAACAGAAGCCAUGGGUUUCUACAGAAGUCAGGUAUUUGUUCCCUAGAGCGUCUCUUGUGAGCAAAGUCACCUUUGUAACCGGUUCCCGCCAGCGUGAUUCUAAUGUGAAGACUGAGUUCUGGGGUGUGGCGUGUGUGAAUCAUGGCCGUGUCCUGUCACCAUGUAGGUUCUGCGCUGCUGUUUGAAACAAACUUUUUAAAAGCCAAUCUAUGUACUGAGUUGCUUCCAGGUACUUUUUGAUUCCUAAAGUGCACUGAGGUUACCUGGAAGAUACGGGGUGUCUUCGUUGGGGACUGCUGUAGCCAGCAGUGAUGAACAGUGACCACCAUCUGGUCCUAAGGGUCAGGCAAGAGGGUCCCCCCACAGAGCACAAGUGACUGGGCUUGUUGUGGGGAAUGUUGAGUGCAGCGGAGAGCUUCGGGGUUCCAGAAGCUUAAGAUCACGAGACAAAAGGAAAAACUUGAAGAAAAAAGAAGCGAAGUCUAAUGCUUCGGAAGUAGCAUUUAUAUUUAUAGCACCAACGUACAUUUUGAAACUUUCAGGGGUAGGAGUUAUGGGAAAAGAAGGGGCUGUGCGGGGGUAGAUGAAAGCUUUAAUUUAGAAAGAACAAAGUUCAAGUAAAGGAAAUUAUUUUGAUUAAAUAUCUUAUUUGAUCUGGGUAUUUUUGGACCACGUGAUCAGAUGAAUGGCUAAGCUGCAGUCGAGCUCAGGUGGGGCGUUGUGAGCCGCACUCAGAUGCGCUGUGAGCCACUUGCGGGUUCUUCGUGGAGCUUAUUUUAUGAUUUAAGAUACUGUACUGUACACAGGAGGUGCGCUACCUUCUCCUUAUUUGUAUGUUUACCAUAUACUUGGAUAUUUGAAACGUUAUGUACUGGAAAGGCCACUUAUAUUUCUAGAACAGAUUGGAUUUUAUGCAACUUUUUCCUUGAAUUAACAGCAAUAAAAAAUGGAAAAACAUUAA